Molecule: messenger RNA, 615 nt
Organism: Phragmites australis (common reed)
Lineage: Eukaryota; Viridiplantae; Streptophyta; Magnoliopsida; Poales; Poaceae
Product: cysteine-rich and transmembrane domain-containing protein WIH2-like
Exons: 3
Coding region: 116-448 (110 amino acids)
Source: RefSeq, a predicted model, not a curated record
UGCGCCUCCGCCGAGUCAGCAUCAACAGGCACGCGACGCGAACGCCGGUUGAGGCAGACCGGCAGGAGAAGAGAUCGGAGCAAGGCACGGCACGGCAGGGCGAGGCGACGGCGCCAUGAGCUACCAGAAGGUCCCGGAGUCCUACCCGCCGCCAGGGUACUCGCCGCCGUACCCGCCACCGGGAGGGCAGUACCCGCCUCCCCAAACUCCGCCGCAGGGACCUUACUACCCGCCGCCGCAGCAGCCCCCUCCAGGGUACCAGGGCUACUUCAGCGAGGGGCAGCAGACCUACGGCUACCCGCCACCGCACGGCGGCCACCAUCAUCAUCAUGGACAUGGUCACGACCACCACGAGGAUGACUGCUGCCUUGGCUUCCUCAAAGGAUGGUUGGCCGCUCUCUGCUGCUGCUGCAUCCUGGACGAGUGUUGUUGCUGCUGCUGCUUCUGACAUUCAUGCAUCGAAGCUAAUUGUUUAUGGCAUCCUGGAACGGCAAAGUUUUAGCUGUGUAUUUGACAUGCUAUGAUUUCUGGAAUCUGGACAAUAAUUUGUAAAUCUAAAGCUUGUUAUUAUUCGUAAAUAAGAGACUUUACUUACAUAAUUACAUGUGUUAAUAA